Molecule: messenger RNA, 4153 nt
Organism: Cheilinus undulatus (humphead wrasse)
Lineage: Eukaryota; Metazoa; Chordata; Actinopteri; Labriformes; Labridae
Product: immunoglobulin superfamily member 3-like
Exons: 10
Coding region: 215-3178 (987 amino acids)
Source: RefSeq, a predicted model, not a curated record
CGGUACUUUGUGAUAAGACUGGAGGUAUAUUUUCAUCAUUUCAAUUUAAAGCAUACGUCAGGCACUUAACUGUGAGAGGAUUCUAUUUUUUAGAAAAUGGUUGGAAAAGUUGAAUGGAGGAGAGCUGGCGGGCUGAUGAUGAAAACACAGAUAGGACGCAUUACCUGACCGCAGCAGGACGAAUCACACCGUGUCACUCCGCGCAGGUUUCAGGAUGAGGAGCUCCCUGCAGUCCCUAUGGAGAGCCAAUUUGUUCUUCUAUCUUGGACUAUGUCUGCACUGUGGAUACGCCAAAGUACUAACUGAAGUGCAGAUUGGGCCUCUGUACCGUGUUGUGGGCGCUCCACUCUCCAUCUCCUGCAGUGUGAGUGGCUUCACUGAUGCCCAAGCAAAAAAGGUCUUUGAAUACCUCGUUCAGAAGCCUGGAAGUCAAAGGGAGGAGAAUGUUAUCAGCACCCGUGACCCAAACUUUGCCUAUGCUAAGUAUAAGCGCCGUGCUGAGAGAUCGGAAAUCGCUCUGACGCAUACAUCUCCAAACUCAGUCCUGUUUGAAAUACACCAACUGGAGAAAAGUGAUGAAGGGGAAUAUGAGUGCAGUACUGUGGAAAACGCAUUUGUUUAUGAUGGAACCUACAGCGCUACAACAUCAGUGAAAGUGAUUGACAACUCCCUGAGUGUUUCAUCACCUGCCUCCACCUCACUGAGCUAUAAUGAGGGCGAAGCUUUCACCUCCACAUGCCAAGCCUCCAGCAACACCGUCCAGCACACCCACCUGUCUUUCGCUUGGUUUCUCCAUAAAGAUGGUGAGGAAAAUCCUCGGCCCAUCAUCUCUCUGGACAGGUAUUUCACACUGAGCCCCGGCCCGGGCUUUGAAGGGCGUUACCGAGCUGGACUCAUAAGAUUAGAUAAGAUUGGAGAGUCCACAUACAGGCUAAACAUCGCUCAGCUUGAGCUGUCAGACCAAGGCAGGGUCUUCUGCCGCGCUCAGGAGUGGAUCCAAGAUCCUGACCGCUCUUGGUACGCCAUCGCACAGAAGGACACGGAAGGAACUGUCCUGCAGGUCAAAGCCAGAGAGGUGGUGCCAGACGUAUCAUCUCUGUUGGUGAGAAUCUCCUCGCAGUCUACAGCUCUGCAGGUCGGCCAGAAGCUGUCGAUAUCCUGCAGCGUGAAUGCACAGAGCUUAGAGGAAAGGUUCUUCUCAGUGGCCUGGUUCAGAGGAGAUGAUGAGCUGGCCCGUAUUGGGCCUACAGGCAUUCUCACUGUGGGGCAUGAGUACAAUGUGCGAGAGGAAGAGCUAAAGGUGGCCAGGAUCAGUGACAGAGAUUUCUAUCUCAGAUUACAGCCUGUCAGAAUAGAGGACCAGGGAGAGUAUAUCUGUAGAGCAUGGCCUCAGAAAAGAGGACAAGACAGUGAUUUUAUACAGGGAGCUGCGCAGGACUCCACCCCCCAGAGAAUAAACAUCUCAGCCACAGAAAGCGGGCUCUCACUUGACAUGCAAGGCGACACGAAUGUUAGCGAAGGGGACAGGCUGACGCUCACCUGUAAGGUGCAUGGCUACAAAGGUCAGCUCUCCAUCACCUGGCAACAAGGGUCGACCACUGUUAUCAGCCUGAACCAGGAGGGUGUGGUGGUAGAGGAGUUAAAAAGCCGGAAAAUAAAGGCGACACGUCCAGCAGCAGACACCUUCACUCUGGAGCUGGAUGAUGUCACACCUGAAUCAGAAGGUGUGUAUCAGUGCGCCGUGUCCGAGUGGGAAAACAACCGCAUGACCAACAGCCGCUCACAGACUGCCACUGUGACAGUGGUUCCUGCUGCCUCCUUUGUGAAAGUGAAGCUUGUAAGUCGUGACAAUACAGUGACUAUAGGGGAAAACGUGGACUUGAUUUGCCAAGUCAAAGGCGUGCACGUACCGAUCACAGUGACAUGGAGCCGUCUGCGUGAUGACUCACACAUUGAAAACAUCCUGACAGUGUACUCAAAUGGUGGCAUCAGCUGGUCUGCAAACCAGCACCGCUACCAGCUGAAUAUAGAGAGGAGAGAGAACGAGUUCAUUCACCGUCUUCUUAUCAGGGGUGCGAGCAACAUGGAGGCUGGACGAUACCAGUGCAUUGUGUCGCACAACACGCACGAGACGCUAGCUGUGUCAAAUCAGCUGGCAGUACAGGUGGAAGACCCAGUGAGCAACCUGGUUCUGACAUCAACUCGGCGCUUGAAGACUACCAUCGACACUGACGUAGAAAUAAAAUGCUUCAUCACCUCUGAGCCCUCUGUAUUGUCUCGCUAUGCCGUCACUUGGUAUCUUGAACAAAAUGCAGAAAAGAAGAUCUUAUUGAGCUCAGACCAGGAUGCCAAAGUAACGUUUGGACCUGAGGUAGACCUGAGCCAGAGACAGAGGAUCAGCAUGAAGCGUACAAAGGGCCCAUGUUUUGAGUUAAAUAUUCGCCAAGCUUGGAUUUCAGACAACGGCAUUUACUCGUGUGAGGUGGCAGAAUGGCAACAAGAUCCUAAGGGGGAUUGGUAUCGUCUCUCAUCGGUGUCCGAAGUAACGAAUUUAACAGUUACAGAGCCAGAAAAAAAGCUGUCCAUCCUACAGGAAGACAUGGAGCUGAAUGUUACCAGUUCUCAGAAUUUUACCAUCCAUUGCCACAUCACCAGCCGAGCCAGCAAUGAAUCUCAGUUCCAGGUGACAUGGUAUUUUUGGCAGAAUGAGACAGAAUCAAAACAGCGCCCCAUAUUCACAGCCUACCGGAACUCCACCCUACAAGACUGGUUUAAGAAAGGGGAUCAACUGAGAUUUGGCCACUUUUCACCCGACCAGUUCAGCCUCACAGUGUCGAGACCAGGCACUGAAUACAGCGGCCUGUAUGUCUGUGAGGUAGAAGAGUGGCUGCUGUCGCCGUCUCACGGGUGGAGGAAGUCCGCAGUGGAAACAUCUGGAGUUUUGACUGUUUAUGUCUAUGCAGAAGGAGAUGUUAAAGAAACCUGUAAACCCGAAUGCAAUUUAGGGACCUGGAUAGGGAUCCCUGUGGCUUUCAUCAUCUGCACACUGGUGGUCAUAUUUCUGCUGGUGCUGAAGAUAUGCAGCAGCAACUCCUCCGGAGGAAAGAAGUCAGGACAGUCUCUGUGGGCAGAGCAUCCUCUGAACCCCAAACCCAGCACAGAUGAUUCAACUUUCUGAAGUCAGAGGAGGAGAGGAGAUAAUUAGAGAAUGCAGUCAUUGGCCUAUUUUUUUAUGUGCUCUGUAAUAUAGGAGAGGAUGUUUUAUAAUUGGACUAGUUCCACUGUAAAUAUUUUUAUUCAUUUUCAUUCAAAGUCCAAUCAGUCUUGUUUAAAUUAGUUGGUUGAUAAUGUUCCCUACAAAAAGUUUGAAUAUUUUAACUCUCUGUGCAGCUAGGGAAUAAUUUAGCCUUUAUGAAUAAAUAAAAUUAAUCUAAUCCUUAAAAUUAAACCAGCACUUUUUAUUUUACUGCUGAACUGCUGAGCAUAACGGCCAGCUUCUCACUGCCAGCGACGGACAGUCAGACUAGGCAGCAGAUCGGCUUUGAGGCUUUACUGUGCACCUGCAAAGCAACGCUCUGACUGACAGAUUACUUUUUUAUGUAGCAACAUACAAGGCAGCUUGUCUUUGAUGGGGAGAAGUCAAAGCGUUGCACGUCUCAGGGAGCAGCUAAGCACGAAAUGUGUGCGAGAUUUGAAAACUGCAAGGGACACAGAUGUAUCAAACAGGAAGUGCUCAAUGGGCUCUGCUAGAGCACUGUGUGGUCUGCAAAUCUGCUGACAGUUUUAAUGUGACAAACAUUUGAAUAGACAGUCACAGUACUGUUAGAGGUUGCAUUCAAUCAAGGAAGCACAAAUACUCUGUACUGGUACUUCUUUAGCAGGGGAUUUACAAUGUUUUUGCUGAUUACUGUGUUAUAGUUUACAAAGUUGUGUUUGAAUGAUGUGAACAGAGUAAUUAUUUCUUGUUAGGGUAUUUUUAUGCUUAAAUACCCACACUGAUCGGAUAUGAAGGAAUUCUGCUGAGCUGUUGUGUGGCAAAAAAUGAUUCUUGAAGAAGACACAGGCAUAAGCAGGGGGGGCAUUACAUUCAACAAUUUGAAUAUGGUAAUUCAGUGGUUAUAGGGCUUAUAUUUUACAGUAUUUUGUAUUUUAA